Molecule: messenger RNA, 2017 nt
Organism: Caenorhabditis elegans
Lineage: Eukaryota; Metazoa; Nematoda; Chromadorea; Rhabditida; Rhabditidae
Gene: oac-35
Product: Acyl_transf_3 domain-containing protein
Exons: 10
Coding region: 1-1992 (663 amino acids)
Molecular function (GO): acyltransferase activity, transferring groups other than amino-acyl groups
Source: RefSeq, marked reviewed
AUGACAAAACGAGCUGAUUUACAAGGAAUUCGUGGCUUGGCUAUACUUGUUGUACUGGGUUUCCAUUUUUAUCCGGACACCUUUCCGAAUGGAUAUCUUGGAGUUGAUCAAUUCUUCGUACUAUCCGGAUUUCUAAUGUGCAUGUUGCUCAAGCGUGCCGAGACCCACCCAUUUUUCACGUUGUUAUGCACAUUUUACACGAGGAGGCUGAAAAGGAUCCUGCCACUGUACUUCCUUGUGAUUUUAAUCUCUGCCAUUUGCCUCUACAACUUUUUUCCCGAAACUGCAAUCGAGACAAAUAAAGAGUCGGCAAACCGAGCAUUGGUAUUCAUGUCAAACAGGCCAAAAACCGAGCAGGAAGACUAUUUCCAAAUGCUUUCCAUCGCCAUUGAUAUUUUCACUCAUACCUGGUCACUUUCCGUAGAAGUGCAGUUCUACCUAAUUGUUCCCUUCAUAUUUCUGAUGGCAUCCAAAUUUGAAAAACUUAAAUAUCCUAUUUAUGGAUUACUAGGUAUCCUCUCAUUCGGGUACUUUGCCCUCUCACCGGCUAAUGUGGCAUUCAACAGUGUGCUAGCAAGAAUUUGGCAGUUUUUGAUAGGAAUGCUUGUCUAUCUUGUGUCUUCUAAUGAACAUGAAUUGCUGAGCACCAAAUCUAGAAAUAAAGAAAGUUAUGAAGAAACUUACAAAUUAUUGAUAGAAACUAACACGGACGAGCCGAAAGCUCAUAUAACAAGUUACUUCAAAAUAUCCGCUUAUAUCUUAUUGGCAUCGUUGAUAGCCAUUACAGCUUCUCCAUUUGUACCACCUGCCACCAUUACAAGACUCACUGCUACCGUCGGAACUGGAUUACUGAUGCUUCUCUCUGAGAAUAACCCAUUAUUAUCAAAUAAGGUGUUAACCUACAUUGGAGACAUUUCAUAUUCACUUUAUCUAGUUCACUGGCCAAUUUAUGCUUACUGGAAGCUCACGUGCAAUGACGAUCAGUUUUUGCUAGUUGCUGCUUUGGCUGCCUCUAUCGCGUUAGCCAUAAUAAUAUUCGAAACUUUCGAGAAGUGGUAUUUGAAGAUUUCCACUUCAAGUCUAGGAAUUCUUGUGAUGGUCUUGCUGCUCUCAAACCUAGCACUAAUCAACAAGGAUCAUAUGUUCAGUCCACCAAGCCUCUCCGUUAACACAACCAACAUGACAAUCGACGACGCAAUACAAUGUAAUCGUGAUUGGUCUGUAAAUGAGCAGCAGCUCUUCUACUUCCCAUUAUGCCAAUACACUGCUCUCGGUGAUCUUUUGGGCAUCUGUAAGUAUUCACAGGAUCUGCCAAAAGACGGCUACAAAAUGAUUCUGAUUGGCAACAGUUGGGUGCCUAAUCACCAGAAACUUUUCCAUCAAGAAUGCGGAAAUAAAUCCAAGAGCAUCAUGCAAAUUGCUGCGUAUGGCUGUGAGCCAUUGUACCCUAGCUUAUUACUUGACAGAUGCAAGUCCAACCUGGAAACUUUUUCGAAAAGCAUUGAAGACGAGAAGCCGGAUUUUGUGUUUAUAUUCACACGACACAUCUCCAUUGGAGAGCCAUUUGCUUCCAACGUCACAAGUUUUGAAGAAGAUUUUAUCUAUCAAACUAUGAAGCGACAAAUGUUAAAAUAUAUUAAAAAUAUUAAAUAUAAGCUCUACAUAUUAGACGCUAUACCCCGAAACCAUAAUAUUGUAUCAAAAAUUGCACCAAUGCUGAAAAGUGGAGUUGAUCCCGUGAAAAUUGAUAAAAUUCUCUUCAACGCCGAGUUCUAUGAAAUGGCUCGAAAGCGACAUGCACAACUAAUCAAGGAUUGCAAUGGACAAUGCGAGCUUGUUGAUUACCUCCCGGAGUUUUACAACCAGAAAACCGGCACUUUUCGAUUUUUCGAUCAGAACGGGUUUUCCUACGUGACGGGGCAGAAUCACUUGACACCGCCUGGCAUUGAGCUCGUGAGACAUCUAUGGACGGAUGUUUGUAACAAGAUUUAGAAUUUUGAAAAUAAAUUGUUUCAUA